CCGAAACUCGGCGCGGCCGCCACAAGUUCGCCCCGAGCGCGCCCGCGACGUGCCGAGACGCGGCACCAGGGAAAACGUCCGUGCAGUGACCCGACGACGAGCUUUACAUGGAUUCCGAGUUGACGAAUAACCAACACGCUCGACGACAGUUACGUUGCAAGAAGAAGAAGACGCGAACCGGUGCUGAGGGCGAGUCAUGGCUCUCGACUUCUUCGCCGGCUGCCUCGGAGGCUGCGCAGGUAUUGUGGUUGGAUAUCCUCUUGAUACCGUCAAGGUUCACAUUCAGACGCAAGACCACCGCAAUCCCAAGUACCGGGGCACCUGGCACUGCUUUCGCACCUUGCUCGCCAAGGACUCGGUGUCGGGCCUCUACCGAGGUAUGUCGUCGCCGAUGGGCGGCGUGGCAGUGAUAAACGCCAUAGUCUUCGGCGUCUACGGCCAGACGCAGAAGGUGUUGAGCGAGCAGUUGCCGGCGAACGGUCAGCACCAGCUGAGCGGCCACUUCCUCGCUGGCGCUUCGGCGGGCAUAGCCCAGGCGCCGGUGUGCAGCCCGAUCGAGCUGGCCAAGACUCGGCUGCAGCUGCAGGAAAGCUCCUCGUCGUCGCAGCGACGAUUCAGCGGGCCGCUGCAGUGCCUCCGCCACAUCCACCGCACCGAGGGCCUCAGGGGGGUGUUCAGCGGCUUCUGGAUAACGCUGCUGCGCGAAGCUCCCAGCCUCGGCGUUUACUUCGCCACCUACGAGGCGCUGACGCACAGCGACACGCCGAUCUCGACCUGCCACAUGCUCGUGGCUGGCGGACUCGCCGGCACCGCGUCCUGGGUCAUGUCCUACCCGAUCGACGUGGUCAAGUCGCGACUGCAAGCCGACGUGGACAAGAAGUACAGCGGCGCCGUGGACUGUCUGCGCAGCAGCGUGCGCUCCGAGGGCUACUCGUGCCUCUUCCGCGGACUCAACUCCACCAUCAUACGGGCCUUCCCCACCAACGCGGCUACUUUCGCCGUGGUCACCUGGACGAUCAGGCUGCUGAGCGAUGGCCAGCCCGCGCUGCCCGGCGAGUCGCUGCGCGCCCAGGAGGUGGCCGAGGUCUUCCAGCCGUCCCUCGAGUCCUGGAACGCCCUCGACCGCUACGGCGAGUCGAGCUGCCACUCGCUGCACGCGCUGGGAGACGCCACCGAGGGAUACCUGCGUCGAUUGGCCAGUACGAAUCUCAUGCUUGUGCCCGCGCACUCGAGCACUGCCAAGGACAAGGACGCUGCCGGGUGCCAGUUCGAAGAAACGAAAGAGAUUAUUCGUUACUGA
Molecule: messenger RNA, 1300 nt
Organism: Phymastichus coffea
Lineage: Eukaryota; Metazoa; Arthropoda; Insecta; Hymenoptera; Eulophidae
Product: mitochondrial basic amino acids transporter
Exons: 3
Coding region: 197-1300 (367 amino acids)
Biological process (GO): mitochondrial L-ornithine transmembrane transport
Cellular component (GO): mitochondrion
Molecular function (GO): high-affinity L-arginine transmembrane transporter activity
Source: RefSeq, a predicted model, not a curated record